Molecule: messenger RNA, 642 nt
Organism: Fulvia fulva
Lineage: Eukaryota; Fungi; Ascomycota; Dothideomycetes; Mycosphaerellales; Mycosphaerellaceae
Product: U4/U6.U5 small nuclear ribonucleoprotein component snu23
Exons: 1
Coding region: 1-642 (213 amino acids)
Biological process (GO): mRNA splicing, via spliceosome
Cellular component (GO): spliceosomal complex; U4/U6 x U5 tri-snRNP complex
Molecular function (GO): nucleic acid binding; zinc ion binding
Source: RefSeq, a predicted model, not a curated record
AUGUCGUCAAAACAGGGCGCAUACGGCGAUAAAAAGGCCAGCGACACCUCCUUCCGCAAAACAUGGGACCGCGACGCCUACGCCGCCAAAGCGAAAGACCGCGAUGUCAAGAUCAAGGAAGAGGGCAAAGCGCGCCACGAAGCAGCUCUCGCCGGCAAGAAGUACAUUCGCCGCGCCUCGACACCCACCGACACCCACGACACCGAAGCGCGUCAAGCCCGUCUGAAUGUCGCUGAGCAAGUCGGCAAGACCACCCUCGUCGUAGCCGGCGCAGGCCAAGGAAAGCGCGGAAAGAGCGCCGGGUUCUACUGUGAGGCCUGCGACCUGACGUUCAAGGAUAACUUGCAGUGGGUGGAGCAUCUGAACAGUAAGCAGCAUUUGCUCGCGACGGGGAAGAGUGGGGAGGUGAGACGGGCGACGUUGGAGGAAGUGCAGGAGCGGUUUGAGUAUUUGAAGAGGAAGCGGGAAGAGGAGAAGGCGAGGGAGGUGGUGGAUCUGGGUACGAGGAUUGAGGUUGCGAAGGAGCAGGAGGAGAGGGAGCGGGAGGAGAAGAGGCAGAAGAGGAAUGCGAAGAGAAGGAAGACGAAGGAUGGGAUGGGACAUCAGGAGGUGAAGAUGGAGAAUGAUGGGGUCAUAUGUUGA